Molecule: messenger RNA, 627 nt
Organism: Theobroma umbraticum
Lineage: Eukaryota; Viridiplantae; Streptophyta; Magnoliopsida; Malvales; Malvaceae
Product: Cytochrome c oxidase biogenesis protein Cmc1-like protein
Cellular component (GO): mitochondrion
Source: RefSeq, a predicted model, not a curated record
GUGCCGUUUAUCUCUUCCCAUCUUGGCGCCGUCUCCUCGCUUCAUCGUUGCAAGUUGCAGGUUUCUGGUUCACGACUCACGACUCUUACCGUUACUGCGACGAACUAGAAACGGAUACAGAUAAAUUGAACAUUUUUCGCUGGAAAAAUGCACCCUCCUUUGACAUUACACAGGCACCCGAUGUGUGCUGAGAUCAUCGAGCAGUUCCAAAAGUGUCAUUCAGACCACCCCAUAGCAAAAUUCUUUGGUGAAUGUACAGAACUCAAGAUAAAGCUUGAUCGCUGUUUCCGCCAGGAAAAAGCUUUGAAGAGGAAGGCCAACUUUGAACAGAGUAAGAAAUUGAAGGAAAGACUUCAGGCAUUAAGGAAGGAAACUGCUCAAAACGAGUCCUGAAAAAUAGGAUUGCUUUGGUCAGGCCAACAAGUUUUUGCAGUCCUGCAGAAAUCUGCUCCCUGGAUUUAUUCUGCCUUUGGUUUUGAUGCAACAGAAAAUUUUUAGUUCAGAUAUUUUGUUGUACAAGUUAAUAAUCAGUGUACAUUGCUUGAUUAUUCUGUUUAAUUGUGUUCAACAUGUAUCUUGAGAAUGAUUUAUUUACCCAAUAAAUACAUCAUUCCUUCUUUGUUAUAA